Molecule: messenger RNA, 5049 nt
Organism: Larimichthys crocea (large yellow croaker)
Lineage: Eukaryota; Metazoa; Chordata; Actinopteri; Sciaenidae
Gene: numbl
Product: NUMB like endocytic adaptor protein
Exons: 9
Coding region: 383-2671 (762 amino acids)
Biological process (GO): positive regulation of neurogenesis
Cellular component (GO): cytoplasm
Source: RefSeq, a predicted model, not a curated record
GCAGCUGUGAGCAUACAUGCGUGCAUGUACAGUAACUGUUUGUGUGUAUCUGUAUACCAGAUGCUCGUCCAUGCUGGGUCGUGGGCAGUGUGAUUGUGUUUGGGUGCAUCGCAGCUCGUAUUUGUGAAUGUGUCAGGGCUCUUUUUUUUCCAAGUUAAUCCCUUAAGAAGAGGUGUGGUUCUCUUUCUCGCUCUGCGCUCCCUCUCCUCCUCUCUGUCCCUCACUGUGAGCGCAAUACCAUCACAUGCUCUCACGCUCCUCUCCUCCUCUCAUCUCUUUCUUGUGCUGUUGUUAUUGCCGUGGCCGCUAGUCUGAGGGACUUCUUUCUCUCCCAGCCUGUCAUCUCUGCAUCUCUUCUCAUCCGCUGUUGUUCCUGUGUGAGAUGAGUUCUUGUGGCGAGAUGGGGGAGGCCAUCGAACUCAGUACCAGGGAGCACGUGACCCCGGAGAUGAACAAGCUUCGUCAGAGCCUGAGGAGGAAGAAGCCCACCUACGUGCCAGAGGCCAGCAGACCGCAUCAGUGGCAGGCUGACGAGGAGGCUGUACGGAAGGGCAAAUGUAACUUCCCUGUUCGGUACCUGGGGUUGGUUGAGGUGGAGGAGUCAAGAGGGAUGCAUGUAUGCGAGGAGGCAGUGAAGAAACUAAAAGUUAGCGGGAAAAAGACAGUCAAGGCAGUAUUGUGGGUUUCAGCUGAUGGACUCAGGGUGGUGGAUGACAAAACUAAGGACCUCAUUGUGGACCAGACCAUAGAGAAGGUUUCAUUCUGCGCUCCUGAUCGUAACUAUGACAAGGCCUUCUCCUACAUCUGCCGAGACGGUACUACCAGACGGUGGAUGUGUCACUGCUUCAUGGCUCUCAAAGACUCGGGAGAGAGACUGAGCCAUGCGGUCGGCUGUGCCUUUGCUGCCUGUUUAGAGAGGAAGCAGCGCAGGGAGAAGGAGUGCGGUGUGACGGCUUCCUUUGACGCCAGUCGCACCUCAUUCGUGCGUGAGGGCUCCUUCCGUGCCAACUCCUCCUGCAGCCAGCAGGGCAGCAGCAGUGAGCGAGAUGACAAGCUGCCGGACAAGAAGAAAGACCAACCUUCUGCAAUUCCAGCCCUUCCACCUGGCACUGCUUCCCCACCCGAGGGUGCGGCGUCCCCCAUGGAGCGGCCAGAACCCGGCGGGCCUCAUGCUAUCCCUCGCCGCCACGCGCCCAUCGAGCAGCUGGUGCGUCAAGGCUCGUUCCGGGGAUUCCCGGCCCUCAGCCAGAAGAACUCUCCCUUCAAGAGGCAGCUGUCGCUCCGCCUCAACGACCUGCCAUCAACACUGCAACGCAAGACCGACUUCCAGACAAAAAACCCUGUACCAGAGAUGGAUAUGGGGAUGCCAUGUGACGGAGACAGUAGUAUUAACGCCCUGUGUUGCCAGAUCAACAAUUCCUUCACCAGGCCAUCAGAAGAGCUCUUCUCCAACCCCUCUUUGUCUGCAAAUGGCCCUUCAACCUGCACUGUGCCCCCUAUCCUGCCUCCACCACCUGCACCGAUGCAGGCUACUUCUUCCUGGGUGCAGGCGGAGCCUCCGCUCCACUCUCCUCCUCCGGUUUCCACGGCGAUGCAGAUGCAGGUGCAGAGUGGACACAGGCGCACACCCUCUGAGGCUGAGAGAUGGCUGGAGGAGGUUUCCAAGGCUGUCAAGGCUCAACAGACCCCACCCCCAGGCCCCACCAUCCCCACCAUCCCUGGACCACCCUCAAUGUCGAGUCAGCAGAUGUCCAGUCAGGCAGCCAUAUCAGCCGCCCCGGUGUCCACUGUCCCCCUGUCCCUUGGAACCAUGUCUAAACCUCUCAUCUCUGGCCCCUCUGUUCUCUCAAGUCAGGCCCCGAUGCCUCUUCCACCCAUGUCAAUAUCAUCAGUUCCUCUAAUACCAGGUCCUCCAGUGUCAGGCCCCCCUAUGUCUCUACCUUCCAUGUCCAUUCCCACGAUGUCUGGUCCGAGUAUGUCUGGGGCCUCCAUGAUCCAGCCUUCCCUCCCAGGGCCUCCAGGCUCUCUUCCAAGCUCCAUGCAGCCGUUCCCUUUGGCCUUCGACUCCACUCCAGCCCCUGUUGGAAUGUUCGCCAACCAACCUGUCCAACCUGCAUUCAUGCCCAUGCAGACCUACAUGCCAGGCCUGGCCAGCAGUAUGACCUAUCCGAAUGCCAGCGUGCCUGUGGUGGGCAUCACACCUUCACAAAUGGUGGCUAAUGUCUUCUGCACCGCCACUGGUUCAUCUGGUGCAGGUGGAGUCAUGGGCUCGGGCGGAGGAGGACCCAAAGUGGGCUCACUUGGAACAGUCGGGCAGCACCAUUCUCACCCAGGAGCUCCUGGAGGGUUUUCCACACCUCCAUUCUCUUCCACCCCGCCAUUGUCAUCAGCCAUUAAUGGCCUCCCAUCACACAGCAACAUCAUGAUGGACCUCCAGAAUGGGACCUCCAAUAGCGGCGGCAAUGGUGGCAGCAGUAGCAGCUGGCCGCCAGAGGGCAGCCAGCUAACAGCUCCGGCAGCCAGUGAUUUCCAAGACGAUGAUCGCUUUGAGGCUAAGUGGGCGGCACUGGAGGCCAAACCGACGCCUCAGCAGCCUGGAAAUAAAGCCCCAGCUGCAGCCGCCAACCCUUUUUCUAACAAUCUUCAAAAGACUUUUGAGAUUGAGCUUUAAGCCAGAGUUAGCCACCCAAAGCUGUAGCUCUAGCCCUGGAGUUAAAGCCUGAGAAAGCCGGGCGCUAAUUCCAGCAUCUCUGCUUAUAUGGGGAUGCUGGUCCUUAAAGUUAGCCUAGCAUCUGACCUGUGGCAGCCUAGCAACUUGCUAAAAGCUCUUAUAGGAGUGAGCGUUAUCAUGAUCUUGAUUGCUUUCUUUUACACUCCUGUGAGAGCUUGCGAGGAAGUUUGCAGAUUGCUGGGCUGCCACUGGAGGAUCAGGUCUCUAGCUCUCUAGAUUUGAUGGACGGAAUCCUUCAACUCCACCCGCUACCCACCUUUUCUUCCUUGCUUUCACCUCUCCACUCUGGCUUUACUUUACCUGCUGCAAGUCCCUGGAUGUACUGUAUGUGCCCCCUUGAGGACAUUGUGGGGGGAAGCACGGCUCAGUGGUUUCUUUCUUUAAAAGGGGACUCCAUUCAGAUGCAUUCCAAACACAUGGUGGAGAAUUUAGCGGACACGGCUACACUACAAGACGUGCGGAGGAGCAGCGAAGUGAUUUGUUGACUUAUGAUCAGACUGAUGCUGAUCUUAGCCAAGCACAGCAAAAGUCUGGAUACCUGAAAGGACUAGCCAAUGAUGUAAGACCGACCCUACCAACUGAAAAGGACUUACUGACUAAUAGUAGAGAUUUAUGGCCAAAUUAUUUUAUUUAUUGUAUUUCUUUUUUUUAUUAUUUUAACAAGUUAUAUAUACUUUAAAAAAAUCAAAAAUUUUAAAGCAGUGUUUCAGGAGCUUUUUUCACCCCCUAUAUUUAUUUUUGUUGAACCACAAAGAGGAGGGAAACUACAGGUAGCAGACAGCUAACAGCAGUAGAAGGAAACAUGUAACAGGAACCAAAUAGCAAGGGCUUACAGUGCAGUGGUGUGUUGUGCAACUUGUGAGAUGGUCAGUGUACAUAGCGGCAUGUUUUAUUCCACCCGUUAGUCCUCACAUGUAUACACUCCACUGCUGCUGAGGCCGGUUAAGUCAUUUCUGUUGCUAAUACCUCCCGUCAAGGGUUACUGGGACAUGAAAAAUUGCUUCAGGAUAUCCAGCACACUGACACUCUGGACUAUACUGCACAACAACAGUCCCUUUGGACUCCAUCUUCUCCAGACAAAUCCAAGGAACUUCAACUCAGUGGAAACAAAAAAAACAUACACACAUGCUAUACAACACUGUGCAACCCGUCAGAAAAAAAUAUAUUAUGCACUACAUUCCUUUAAUGUGCUCAAACACAGGGUAUAGUCUCAUCACAUGGAGGAUGACUGUGUAUUCUGCUGCACUCAUUACAGAUUUUGGGAUUGAUGAUUAGAGGUGAAAGGAGAAGAGGAACAUCGACUGAGACAGACUGAGGCGAAUCAAAGAUCUGAGAUGAAUAAGGGAUUUCUGAUGCAGAUUUAUUUAGGAUAUUUGAUUGACAGGAAGAGAAAAUAUAGAACAGAAGAAGAAUAGAUUGCUAGAGGAAAGAGGGAAGGAUAAUCCGUAUGUGAGAGACUGAAGGAGAGAAUGGAGUUAUACAAUUUUUUUUUUAAAGAGAGGGAGGAAGUCUGAAUAGAGGAAAGUGUGAUAAGAUACGAGAAAAGAGAUGAGAGUGAAGGACAGAGUGUGUGAAAACAUUAAGAACAAAGGCACAUUCAUCACUUAGCCCAGAGUACUGUCUGCCGUUGGAACUUUUUGUCUCAAGGCCAAGCCACUUCCAUUUCAGCGUUGUGUUCCUCAACCCCUAAAACCUCACAGACGACACAUCUGAUCAUAUUUCUUACAAAAUGUUGCUUGUUAUAUAAUUGCAGUCUCAUAAAAAAGAUUUGUUCUAAGUAUGUGCAACUCCCUAUAUAGUUCAAACUUCAGUAAUGUCAACAAAGCUUUCUGUGUUUUAACUUGCAGUUUCCGGCAUGUUUCAUAAAAAGUUCAGGUCCGUUCAAGAAGAUUGCAAAAUUAGAGGUGUUUUCUAUAGAAGGGCUUUUUCCAUGUGAUGUGUAGCAAGCAGGUGGUUUCUGUAUGUUCUUCAAAAAUUGUAAUCUGACCAGAGAUGCUGCUGUUAUGUUCCUUGGAAAUUGAAUUGUAUGGAUAUGGACUGCCAUUGAUUAGGUUUCCUGCUCAACUCCCCACACUUUAAUUAGCUUACUGGGUUCUCUUCCUGUGGCAGCGAUCCCGUCUGAUAGCCUGCCUUCUCAGAGAACUUAAAUUUAUGUACCACCGGCCUAAUUUAUACCAUCUCGGGUCCUCCCAGGGAUUUGUCCUUUGUUUUCGGACGAAUCAAUAUUUCUUACCCACCGAACAAAUCCAAAUCGCUCUGUCUGCCCUCCUCUUUCUACAGGACAAGACUGAUUCACUCAUGAGAUCAAUGUUUUUAUU